This is a messenger RNA of Scomber japonicus (chub mackerel), 2641 nucleotides long. RefSeq names its product sulfide quinone oxidoreductase (gene sqor). The record is from RefSeq and is a predicted model, not a curated record. Gene Ontology annotation, molecular function: sulfide:quinone oxidoreductase activity; FAD binding. Bases 136 to 1452 code for a protein of 438 amino acids. The transcript has 10 exons. NCBI's taxonomy places the organism in Eukaryota, Metazoa, Chordata, Actinopteri, Scombriformes, Scombridae. Gene Ontology annotation, cellular component: mitochondrion.
CAUAUCGGAUUCAACGCUUCAGACUUUAGGUGGUGGUGCUCCCUUUAAAACAAGUCUGAGUCAUGCUGCUGGGUCACUGAAGACUUCUAACAAAACUGACAGUAAACGAGUUGUUACCUUUAGCGCUGACACACAAUGGCUGCGCUGUGCCGCCUGAAGCAGAGCUGCCCCCUGAGAAUUGCUAUCUCUCAACUUCACACAAGCAGCUGUGCCUCUGCAAAACAACAUUACAAAAUGUUAGUACUUGGAGGAGGAACUGGUGGGAUUGCAAUGAGUGCACGAAUGAAGAGGAUCAUGGGAGCUGAGAAUGUGGCUGUUGUGGAGCCCAGUGAGAUGCACUACUAUCAGCCCAUAUGGACCCUGGUUGGUGCUGGUGCAAAAACUGUAGCUUCAUCGGGUCGGCCAACAGCAAAUGUUAUGCCAUCAGGAGUGAAGUGGGUGAAAUCUAAAGUUCAGGAAAUAAAUCCAGACACAAAUACUGUCCGCACAGAUGAUGGCACUGAAAUCUCCUAUGAGUAUAUGAUUGUGGCUCUGGGUUUACAACUUCAUUAUGAGAAGAUCAAAGGACUACCAGAGGGGUUUGAAUAUCCAAAUAUCGGGUCAAACUACUCACUUCAAACUGUGGAGAAAACAUGGAAGGCACUGCAGAACUUCAAAGAAGGCAAUGCUGUGUUCACAUUCCCAAAUAGUCCUAUCAAAUGUGCUGGAGCACCUCAGAAGAUCAUGUAUCUAGCAGAUGCUUAUCUCAGAAAGACAGGAAAAAGGGAAAAAGCCAACAUAAUAUACAACACAUCCCUACCUGUACUCUUCGGGGUGAAGAAAUAUGCUGACUCACUGUGGGAAAUUGUGAAACAACGUGACCUAAAAGUGAAUCUCAGGCAAAACUUGAUCGAAGUACGGGCAGACAAGCAGGAAGCUGUGUUUGAAAACCUUGACAAACCUGGGGAAACCCAAGUGCUUGAGUAUGAAAUGCUACAUGUCACACCACCAAUGGGACCUAAUUUGGCAGUUAAAAGCAGCCCACUGGGUGAUGAGGCUGGCUGGUUGGAUGUCAACAAAGAGAACCUGCAGCACAACAAGUAUCCAAAUGUGUUUGGGAUUGGAGACUGUACCAACCUGCCCACAUCUAAAACGGGUGCUGCUGUCGCUGCACAGUCUGCCAUCUUAAACAGAACCAUCAGCAAAAUUCUGAAAAACGAAAAGCCUGAUAAAAAGUAUGAUGGCUACACGUCAUGUCCCUUGGUUACAAGCUACAACACAGUAAUUCUGGCAGAGUUUGACUACAAUGGAGAACCACUGGAAACGUUCCCCAUCAACCAAGCCAAGGAAAGAAGAAUAAUGUACCACAUGAAAGCUGAUGUGAUGCCUCACCUCUAUUGGCAUGGGCUCCUCACGGGCCUGUGGGGUGGACCAGGACCAUACAGGAAACUCCUUCAUCUGGGAAUGAAAUGAAACCUCAUCAUCAGUUUGCAUAUUAAGAGUUAAAUAUCUUAAAUCUUCUCUACAAAGGUGGAAGAAUAUAGUGGGUUUGCAUUGAUAUUAUUUGGAGCCUGGACAUUAUGACUGAUCAGAGAAAGAUGGAUCAAGUCGUGCAUUUGUAAGAUGAAAAGACUCUUUGUUAUUUGAAAGGGUUGCUUUAUAAUGCAUCAAAUCCAUUAUUCAACCAGUGAGGUUUUUAUAGGAGCCUAGAGCAAACUUUUGCAGGAGAUUCUUACUCCACAUGCCAGUAUAUUUUUUAGAAGUCAAAAACCAGUGGCUAAAUUGAAAUUAGUCGGACUAAUGCAACAUUUACUUCUCUGCAGAGUAGACACUCAUUUUUCCCACGUUAAUCCAAUGAACUGACCAAAAACUGCUUUGCCUUUUAUGUGCAAAUUGCAGUGUAAAUGAGCCAAAUCAAUGACCAGUUCUGAAUUGGUAUAAUCACAAUUGAUAUUUUGCAGGAUAUUGAUGAGAUGCUGUAGAUCUGUAAUCACUGUUGACCAGUUGUUAAGGAUGUUGUGUUGACCAUAGCAAAACAUAAAAAUAUACACUUUUUCAGAUUGAUGUGUUAAAAAUAAUGUAUGCUAGUGAAAGUCAGCCAUAUGUAGUUUCUCAUCAUUUUAGGACUUACAUAGUCUUGAGUGUUUCCAGUUUGAAUGCUAAAUGUCUUUAUUCCAGCCAUAACUCUACAGUAAUCUGCAUUACCAAAAGCAUUAUGAAUAAUUAUUAUUGGGAAUCACAGACCAUUAACAUGCAAUUAAUCAAUUAUCACAAGUGUUUUUUUCUUAAAUGUAAAGAUGAAUGUCAGAAACAAUUUUGUACAUGAUGAUUGUAUUUUUAUAUCAGUUAUUAACAUCUUGGUGAGACAUUCAGUGCUUACUUCAUUGUUGCCCUUUAACCACCAAAGUGACUGUACAUUUGUAGGUUUUCUUUUAUGAUGAUAAAUAUAUGAUCAUAAAUAUAAUCUUGAUAUAGUUUUAACCUGGUUUCACUUACUAGUUUAUGUCUUAUUUUUGCUGCAGUGUGGUGUGUUUACUUUCCUGCAGUCCUGACUAAUAUCGCUAUCAAGCUGCAAUUUGAGUAGAGCCUUUGCUGCACAAGAGUCCACAUGCUGUGUCCCAACAUGCAAUGUUUACAAUCUACUAAAUUGGCCGUGACUGUC